AUGUUUUCGCAGCACUGUGCUGAUUCCUUUAUAGUGAUGAAGCAUAACAGGCUCUUUCUCAUUUUUUUUCCUUUGCGGAUGGAAAUCAAUCGUCUGAAGCGAGGUGAAAGAACAGAUAGAUAUUUGCGGCACGAGGUUGUCGAUCGAAAUGUUGCAAAAACCUAUCCAAUAGCUUAUGGCAUGAAUACGUGA
Messenger RNA from Clunio marinus, 192 nucleotides. NCBI's taxonomy places the organism in Eukaryota, Metazoa, Arthropoda, Insecta, Diptera, Chironomidae. The record is from the annotation of a GenBank genome assembly.